AUGAACCUUUUGGCCGUUGAUGGAUCCGCGCGGGCUCUACAAAGUGAUACGAAGAAAUUCAAGCUGAGUUUACCAUUCGUAAAUUCGGUGGAUGGAGAGAAGGAGAAGCGAAGCAAUCAGCCAUUGCACGCAGCCAUGGACCCAAACCCGGUGCGCGUGCUCGUCAUCGUCUCCCAGCGAAGUUCCCGAUGGAAAAAAGUCCAGAAUCGCGCCGAGGACAUCGUCCCAAGCGCCAUGAGACUGCUUCAGAAUAAAAACCUCGGCAACGGAUUCCACGCGACAGUUUCCGACGCCAAACUUCUCGCAGUCCAAAAGUGGCGAACCCGCACCUUCAUUGUCUUCGACAUCUGCAACACCGCCUACGACGCAAAGCUGGGCCAUCUCCCCGAGCAGAACCAGCUCCCGUAG
Molecule: messenger RNA, 408 nt
Organism: Penicillium lagena
Lineage: Eukaryota; Fungi; Ascomycota; Eurotiomycetes; Eurotiales; Aspergillaceae
Exons: 1
Coding region: 1-408 (135 amino acids)
Source: RefSeq, a predicted model, not a curated record